Molecule: messenger RNA, 1984 nt
Organism: Vitis riparia (riverbank grape)
Lineage: Eukaryota; Viridiplantae; Streptophyta; Magnoliopsida; Vitales; Vitaceae
Product: carotenoid cleavage dioxygenase 8 homolog B, chloroplastic
Exons: 5
Coding region: 34-1725 (563 amino acids)
Biological process (GO): carotene catabolic process
Cellular component (GO): chloroplast
Molecular function (GO): carotenoid dioxygenase activity
Source: RefSeq, a predicted model, not a curated record
UAAUCUUAACCCCACAUAUCUUACUCAUCUUUAAUGGCUUCUACACAAUUUUCUUCGCCCAGAAGCCACGCUGCACAGGCAACCAUGGCGGUUUCCGGUAAGCCUGGUAGUGUGAAAGGUGGGUGUUCAUUUGGGAGGGCUGUUAAUUUCUCUAGAAAACAUCACAAGGGUGGAUUAAGAGUGAGAAAUGUUGCGACUAGAUUGCCGGAGACUCAGGUGUCGCCGGAGACUCAGGUAUCGCCUGAGAAAGGGGGUGGGAAUGAGAGGAAGCUUGCUGCAUGGACGAGCAUCCGGCAAGAGAGAUGGGAGGGAGAGCUGGCUGUUCAGGGAGAAAUACCACUAUGGCUGAAUGGGACAUACCUAAGGAACGGUCCAGGCCUGUGGCACAUAGGAGAUUACAACUUCCGCCACCUCUUCGACGGCUACGCCACACUUGUCCGCCUACACUUCCAGGACGGCCGAUUAAUAGCUGGCCACCGACAGAUCCAAUCCGAAGCAUAUAAGGCAGCGAUCAAGAAUAAAAAACUAUGUUACCGUGAAUUCUCGGAGGUCCCCAAGGCUGACAACUUCCUAUCUUAUGUGGGUGAGCUGGCUAGCUUAUUCUCUGGUGCUUCGCUGACAGAUAACGCUAACACCGGCGUUGUUAGACUCGGCGAUGGAAGAGUGGUGUGCCUGACGGAGACGAUAAAAGGGUCAAUAAUCAUUGAUCCUGACACACUCGAGACGAUGGGGAAAUUUGAGUACAGUGACACAUUGGGAGGGCUGAUACAUUCGGCACAUCCAAUCGUGACAGAAUCGGAGUUCUGGACAUUGUUGCCGGACUUGGUGAAGCCGGGGUACAUAGUGGUGAGGAUGGAGCCAGGGAGCAAUGAGAGGAAGGUGAUAGGGAGGGUGAAUUGCAGGGGUGGUCCUGCACCAGGGUGGGUUCAUUCAUUUCCAGUGACCGAACACUACGUGGUUGUCCCGGAAAUGCCAUUAAGGUACUGCGCCCAAAAUCUUCUAAGGGCCGAGCCCACGCCACUUUACAAGUUCGAGUGGCACCCUCUGUCCAAAGCCUUUAUGCACGUUAUGUGUAAAGCUAGUGGCAAAAUUGUGGCAAGUGUGGAAGUUCCAUUGUACGUGACGUUCCAUUUCAUCAAUGCAUACGAAGAAAAAGACGAGGACGGGAGGGUGACAGGCAUCGUAGCGGAUUGUUGUGAGCACAACGCCGAUACCACUAUUCUAGAUAAGCUCAGGCUUCAGAAUCUCCGGUCCUUUUCUGGGGAAGACGUGCUGCCUGACGCUAGGGUUGGGCGUUUCACAAUACCGUUGGAUGGGAGGCCAUAUGGGAAGUUAGAGGCAGCAUUGAACCCAGAUGAACAUGGGAGAGGCAUGGAUAUGUGCAGUAUCAACCCUGCCUACUUGGGCAAGACGUACAGAUAUGCCUAUGCUUGUGGGGCACAGCGCCCUUGUAACUUCCCCAACACCCUCACUAAGAUUGAUUUAGUGGAGAAGAAGGCAAAGAACUGGUUCGAUGAAGGUGCUGUGCCCUCAGAACCAUUAUUCGUGGCUCGCCCAGGGGCGACAGAGGAGGAUGAUGGUGUUGUGAUCUCGAUGGUCAGUGACAAAAAUGGGGAAGGAUAUGCACUGUUGUUGGACGGGAGAACUUUUGAAGAGAUCGCAAGGGGGAAGUUCCCGUACGGACUUCCAUAUGGGCUGCAUGGCUGCUGGGUUCCCAAGAAAUAGAAGCAUUUGUAGAGACUUCUGGGUUUCAUACAAUGGAAUUCUAUUAUGUAUCUGUUUUUGCAUAGAUGGAAUUAGAGAGUAAGGAUAUGAAGAUGGCAUUAGAAUGAGAUGAAUGUACAGCAUUCUCAGUGUCCAUAAUAAUAAUUAAGGAGGACUGUGAGAUAUAGUAAUGGUUAUAGGAGUGCGAAUGGGAUGUUGUUGAUGAUAAAAUAUGUAAAUCUGCAUUUGUUUUAUCAAGUAAAAUUUUAGUUCACUACAA